AUGGUGCUGCUCCCCCGAGGCAUCGCUUCCCGGAGGGCGAGGAACGCGGUGGCGGAGUUCCCCGACAACGCAAACAAUCUCUGGGAGAUCAAGAUGCGCCCCGAGCCGGGGUACCUUUCAGUGGGGGUGAGCCGCAGGUGCCACCCUUCGAGGCCUCCGAUCCCGGACGAACGCGAAGUCAAGCGCCUGCACGCAGAGGCGGUGAAGAAGCGGAAAGAAGCAGUAGAGGCGGCUGCCGACAGGAAGAGGAAGAGGAAACAAAAGCACGACAAGGCAUGCAAAAUCGCACGCGCGGAGGGGAAGCCGCGGCCCGCUAUGCCCGAGUCCACGAAUGAGGAGGAGGACACCUCGGAUGCUGAGGUCAACCUUCCGGGUGAUGACGAGGUGGCAACAAGCGCGGAUUCUCCGCCGGUCUAUCAAGAGGCUGGCGACGAGGACGUGCCAGUGACGUUGUGUGAAGCGAGGCCCACACCGGGGUUGUUGGUGGACCCACCCCUCGCGGGGGCGGAGCGGAGGUCGUCCACACCAGCGGCGGGACGAAGGUCGCCCACGCCGGCGGCGGGCGGAAGAUCGUCUACGCCCGCGACAGAGCGGAGGUCGCCCCUACCGGCGACGGGUGAGGGGAUCCCCGCGCCAGCGAUGUCGACGGGCGGCGACGGGUCUGCGGCGAGCGCGGGGACACCCGCGCAGACGGCCUCGAGGUUUCAGGCCGAUCCGAGGACGACACCCUCGGAUCAGUCGUCGAGGGGCGUCAGUGUGCCGCGGGCCCGAAGGAGUGGCUCGGGCAAAUGCAGUAUGAGCGCCCGGUCCGGCUCCGGUGCCAUUGCCAAGGAUGCAGCCCCGCUCGCGCCGGCCAAAGCACUCAAGACAGGGGUGCGCGUCACGCCGCACACGGCGCCGCAGCCCCCGCCCGUCGUAGAUAUUGUGGCGGAGGCCGCGAAGCUGCGGGAGGCGAUGACUCGAGGGGCCCAAGCGUCCCAACAGGCUCGAGCGCUGGGGAAUGGGGGCGAUGGCGGCCAGAGCAGCGUUGAAGCAGCCGCUCAGGCUGAUGCCGUGGGGGAGGCCGGCCGGGGCAGCGCAGAUGACGCUACCCAGCCGGACGUCGAAGUCGAGGCUAGUCGGAGCGACGCGGAUAGCGCCGCCCGGCCGCUGCCGGAUAGCAGCGAGCAGUUCGGGGACUCGAGGGACAUCGACCCCGCUGCUGCGGCAAGCGCCGCCAACAAGAUCGCCGAGUUUACGUCGGCCUACGAGGAGGCGCUCAAUGAGGGAACAUCCGAGGGGCCCUAUCACGGGGCAAUCAUCCAGUCCGGGGUCCCCCCGGAGUUUCUUCACAACGAGCAGGAGGAGGAGGCCGUCUGGCAGGCGCAGAUCGAGGCAGGCUCUCAUAUUCUGAACCACCUCGAUCGUGCCCUGGAGCUCCAUAGGACGACGGAUUACCAGAUCAAUCAGGUGCGCUGGCUUGGACAGCACAAUGCUGGCUUGGUGCUCCAGAACAUCAACGCCAACACCAAGAUGACGGAUCUGGGGGCACGUCAGUAG
Messenger RNA from Panicum virgatum (switchgrass), 1539 nucleotides. RefSeq names its product skin secretory protein xP2-like. Bases 1 to 1539 code for a protein of 512 amino acids. NCBI's taxonomy places the organism in Eukaryota, Viridiplantae, Streptophyta, Magnoliopsida, Poales, Poaceae. The record is from RefSeq and is a predicted model, not a curated record. The transcript has 5 exons.